Messenger RNA from Batrachochytrium dendrobatidis JAM81, 3270 nucleotides. RefSeq lists its product as uncharacterized. NCBI's taxonomy places the organism in Eukaryota, Fungi, Chytridiomycota, Chytridiomycetes, Rhizophydiales. The coding region runs from base 22 to 3249 and encodes 1075 amino acids. Gene Ontology annotation, biological process: clathrin coat disassembly; clathrin-dependent endocytosis. The transcript is spliced from 2 exons. The record is from RefSeq and is a predicted model, not a curated record. Gene Ontology annotation, cellular component: vesicle; cytoplasm; intracellular membrane-bounded organelle. Gene Ontology annotation, molecular function: clathrin binding.
GUAAAAUCUAAAACAGCUCGAAUGCAGGAACUCAACGAUCUGGUAUGGUCAACAAACACUAAUGGCAACGUUCGUCCUAUUACUACCACUCAGGGAAUGCCAUUCACACCAUCCACUUCUCCGCUCCCUCUCAAACCACAAUUGUCGAAUGCUCCUGUAUACAGCAAUGCAAGACCUGCAAAUAAUGGUGGCAGUCAGCCAGUGAAUCGCAGUGGUACAUCCACCCCUCAGAGAACUGUUGCAACAGGACAGCCAUUUGGAUUAGGAAAGUCAUCAUCUCUUACUGGAUCUACAGCCAAUAAUGGUGUCGGUAGUAAUAGCAACAAGGCAAAUGCGGAUGAUGUUUUUGGAACGCUGGUGGGAGCAUUCGGAGGCGCAUCUAUUAGGCAAUCAGCAGCUCCAAUAUUAUCUAUGGACGAACAAAGAAAGCAGUCACAGCAGCAGCUAUUACAGCGACAUCCGCAGAAUCUGUCAUCAGGAAAUGCAUCAAACAUUGUCUUUCCUGUAAAUACUGCUCAAAGCUUAAUGAUAUCACAUAGCACUUCCUUGCAACCGCUGGUUUCGGCUGGAAAACCUCCAUCUCGAUCGGGCUCGCCUUCAUUGGUGCCUGUCAACGCAUUUGAUGGCUUGGGAUUGACCAUGGGAACCAGCAAUAGUCAACAUACUCGUGCCAUGUCCAACACUGCUGGACCAACUGCCCAGUCCCUGACUUUUAAUGCAGCAAAUGGAAUAUCAACUCAAUCAACUGGAAUCAUGCAGUUUGAUGGCAUUUCCUCUACCUCUCGUUUAUCCCCAGCAUACCCUUCAAACAAGCAUCAAGACUCUACAUCCAAUCUUGAUAUUCCAACACUGCAGCCUCAUCAGCUUUCAACCAACAAAAUCCGUUCUAAAUCUCCAUCUGCAACCAACUCGUCCAAACAAUCGGCUCCAUUUGCAGAUUUACUCUCUAUUAAACCAUCCGCGUCAAAAGUUUCCCAAAUGACGGUUGCAUCUCAAUCUGAAUCUACCUUGCCUCAAAGUAAGCAAACGGGAACCAUGGUGCAACCACCCAAAUCUGCAGAAGCUUGGGGAAAUAUCGAUUUUUUGGAUGCACCUGGACCUGCUAAACACACAUCGAUUGCUACAAGCGGAAAUUACACUACUGUCUCUGAUACACAUCUUGUAAAUGGAGAUAUUUUUGAUGCCUCGUUUCUUGGCUCUCAGUUUUCCAAAGAAACCAAGGUGUGCAAGCCUGUAGUAGAUGAUAAUCCACUUGGGUUACUAGCAGGUCCUGCAACUCAAUCGCCAGCUUGGGAAUCUUUGACAUUAAAAUCAACUCAAUCGACAUCUCCAACUCACUCUCUACAGUCAAACAGCCAAUCACUACCAAUUUCUCAGCCCACAAAAACUAGUAACGAUCGAAAUAUUGCACAGAUUGUGAGUAUGGGAUUUGAUGCUGACAGUGCAGCUGCUGCUUUGGAGGUAUCCGGACAAGAGGUAGCUGCCGCCAUUGACAUUCUUGUUCAGAAUCAGAAAGCGGAAGCACAGAUUCAGCAUUUUUCUUUAGCCAAUCAGGGUAUAUCUCCUACCAAAUCACAACGUCAAACAACAUCUUGCUCUUCCAAUCGACCCGAGUCAAAAUUCAACUCUGACAAUAAUACAGAUGAAUACAAAGGCUUUUAUACCGGAAGAGCGCGGGACGAAGAUGAUAUUGAACCAGGCUCUAGAGUCUUGCCUGACACCCAAAAGAUUAUAGAAAGCGCGUCUGCAUUUGGCAUGUCUGUGUUUAAAAACGCUAAAACAUUUGUGAGCUACUCCAAAAAAGCCAUUACGCAAGUGAUUGAAAAAGCUGGUGCUGAUGUGUCUGGAACUUCUACGGGAGAGACUAAAUCUCCUGGUGGGUAUGAUGAAAAUAGACAUGCUGCUCAAGAGUACUCCCAAUGGAAUGGCAAACCGUUUAAAGAUCAUGAUGAUGGAGAGUAUGAUGACUGCUACGAUGCACAUGAUGCACCCAAAGAGUCCAAGUUUUCUGAUGGUUUGAAUACACAGAAUGGUCAUGGGUGGCAAAACGAUACGACUGAUAUGAAUAUGAGCGUUUCAUCUGAUGAAGAUGUAGAUGUUUCGGUCAAGAAACAGACUAAUUGCUUGAGUGCUAUAAAAUCCGAGGGCUCAUCACAGCAGGUACCCAGUUCUAAAUCAGACAACAAUCUGAUUGAUCCUGAUGAAUUUGUAACAAUCUCUCCACCUGCACCUAGUAUGAAUUCGACGAUGCAACAGUUUUUAGAAACUGAACUGUCACAGCCAUCAAAACAACAAACUUCAUCCCCAUCAACACGACAACAACCCAAACUACAAUCAAGUGCAUUAACCACAUCUCCACACUAUAUCUCGGCAGAAUCAACCAAAUCUCUUGGAACCGAGAUGUUUAAAAAGGGUCAAUUCAGUGAUGCAGUAGUGCAUUACACGACUGCAAUUCAAGCCUUGCAGGCUUUGAGUUCAUCCACAAUGUCAACUGAUCCAGCAUACAUGUCACUUUUGGUAACAUUGUUGACUAACCGGGCCUCAGCAAUGCUCAAAACCGGACAGUAUCGCGAAGCUAUUGCUGAUUGUACACAGGCAUUAGGUAUAUCCAGUAAUGAUUUGAAGGGAUUGCAUCGUCGUGCAUGUGCUUAUGAGGCCAUAGAAAUGUGGACCGAGGCACUCAAGGACUACCGGAUGGUAAUGGAAACAGGUGGAGCAAGUAAAUCAGUGUCAGAAGGAAUAGUCCGGUGUAACAAGGCACUUCAAGGUAGCGAUCGUAGCACAUUUGCAUCCGAAACCAAUGCCAUCAACUCAUCUGCAUCCGUUUCUCAACCAAAACUGGUCAAACCAUCAAGCGUUCAAGUUCAAUCUGCAGUGGAUGCUGCAGUUCAGAAGCUUCGUCAUCAAGCGAUCCAAGCAGAGCAAGAAGAAACCGAGAAAUUUGCGCUUGGAGAUGAGAUUGAAGCCAAAAUCAACCACUGGCGACGCAACAAAGAAGAUAACCUUCGAGCAUUGAUUUCCACGUUGAACAUGGUAUUGUGGCCGUCAUUGGGAUGGAAACCAGUUGGAUUAGGAGAGUUGGUGACACCACAACAACUAAAAGUUCGAUAUAUGCGAGCGGUUGGAAAAGUUCAUCCCGACAAGCUAGGAGUAGAUGCAACAGUUGAACAGAGAUUGAUUGCGAAUCAUGUAUUUUCUACUUUAAACAAGGCAUGGGAUUUGUUCAAGGCCAGUAAUGGAAUAUCUUGAAAUGAAAUGGAAUGUUGUGUA